This is a messenger RNA of Tachysurus fulvidraco (yellow catfish), 2908 nucleotides long. It is a transcript of the gene xkr8.3, whose product is annotated as XK related 8, tandem duplicate 3. Bases 277 to 1524 code for a protein of 415 amino acids. NCBI's taxonomy places the organism in Eukaryota, Metazoa, Chordata, Actinopteri, Siluriformes, Bagridae. Gene Ontology annotation, cellular component: plasma membrane. Gene Ontology annotation, biological process: phosphatidylserine exposure on apoptotic cell surface; apoptotic process involved in development; engulfment of apoptotic cell. The record is from RefSeq and is a predicted model, not a curated record. The transcript has 3 exons.
UUGUUUCAGAGCUAUAGGAAGUAGUUCGCUUCCUGAUUACUUUCGUCCUUUACGCGCAAUGUUAUACCACUUAAAUGUUAUACAGCACUCUGUUGAACAACACUGGGGCGUGAAGUGAUGCCGUUAUUAGCAGAAUCCGAUCAUUUUCUUCUUCUUCUUCUUAAACUUUUUCCGGGUUUCCCUUUGAGACCCAGACUUGGGCUGGUUAAGUAUCCUGUAGAGGAAUGAAGGAAAGAAUGACGCAUAAUUAGGAACACGUUGGUGCCACUGGUCGCCAUGGACAGCCCCAUGUUCCCCAGAUACUCGUGGCUGGAUUUCACGUUCACGGUGGUCGGUGUGUGUACAUACGUGUUUGAUGUUGGUUCGGAUCUCUGGCUCGCGCAGGAGUUUUUCCACAGGGGGGAUUUGUUUUGGUUCGGAUUGUGGCUCGGGUUCAUGCUCACGUCAUCCCUGAUCGUCCAGAUGUUCAGCUGGUUCUGGCUUAAAUAUGACCUGGAGCUGAAAACCUUCCAAACAACACACAAGCAUAUGAUUCUUUUCGGCAAUGCAAGACGCCUGAGACUGACGUGUUUCCUUCACGUGUUUCAGCUCGGCUUCUUGUGCAGGCAGGUGUCAGCAAUCUGGCAGGGUUUCUGUGUGUGGUGGCGAGGAGAACAGGGUUCGGAGUACGCCGCCUACCUGACCCAUGACCUCAGCAUGCUGCGCCUGAUCGAGACGUUCUGCGAGAGCACGCCACAGCUCUCGUUCAUGAUCUACAUCAUGAUCAACAACAAUCACGCCAGAAUCGUCCAGUAUGUGAGCGUGAUCGCGUCUACCAUUUCGAUAGCAUGGAUGGUGGUGGACUACCAUCGCGCGCUGCGUUUCUUCCUACCUGAGAAGUCCAACCAGACAUGGCUGUCCUCUGCUAUCUACUUCCUGUGGAACCUGUUCCUGAUUGGCCCACGCGUGGCGUGCGUGUCCCUCUUCACCUCCGUCAUGUCCUGUUAUGUUUUUGUUCACUUCCUCUUGCUUUGGCUUGUGUUUAUGGUCUGGGCCUCUCUGCAGGGCACCAGUUUCAUGGACAGUAAAGCUGGAGAAUGGCUGUACCGAGCCACUGUAAGCCUCAUCUGGUACUUCAGCUGGUUUAAUGUGGUGGAAGGAAGAACCAGGGUCAGGAGCGCCAUCUACCACUGGUUUAUCAUGACCGACAGCGCAAUCCUAAUGGUCACAUGGUGGUGCUACAGAGAUCAGGAAGCGAGUCAGUCCUAUUCGCUUAUCCUCCUUAUCCUCAUUCCGCUUUCUUAUCUGAUAGGGCUGUUGGUUAAAAUGCUCUAUUACUGCUGCUUUCACCCCAAGCUGGGGCAGACCCAGGGCUUGAAGAAGGUUUCAGACGUGCCUGACGGUCUGGCGGAACUGGGUAUGGCUUUAGAGACGGACUCUUUCAGACCUGUGAUGUUAAACAAGAGGAUGGCCAGACACGCUGCUAACUUUUACAGGGACGCAGGGACACGCUCGAAGGGACCACAGGACACUGGGGUCAUCUGAGGACCAGAGAAUGAAAUUGCACUUUCAUCAUGUACCAAAAAUUAAGCUGGGCGGUUUUUCAAACAGCUUUUGUGGGUUAGUCCAAGAUUAACCGUGUUGGAAACCAAGCACAUGCAUGUGUUGGGACAAAAGAAAAAAAAACUUUAAUGCUAGCUUUAACCAUCAUAAAUAGAUUUCAAUUAUCCCAAAAGUUUACCUGCGACAAGCGCCGAGGUGGAGACGCUAACGUAUUAUUGUGACGGAUUCCUCUUAACUGACGUUUAACAUCUCGCUGUUUCAAACCUCCUGCUGGAUGUGUGUACAGCAUACACACACAUCCUGAUACACACGCAUCCUGAUACACACGCAUCCUGAUAUCACAGCACCAUUAACUCCUCUAAUCGGAAUGAGAGAGAACAGAGAGUUUUUCCUGGAACAGCAUGUACUUAACUGGUUUAUUUCUUGCCUAUCGAAUAUCCAGCAAUCAGCACAGCCUCAGUCUUGUACCCGAUUCCCGAGUACAGAGUCAGUAUCAGUCAGAUUUCGUCCAGAAUUCAGCACUCUACACUUUAUUAGCUACAACCAAAGCUUCAUUUCAAACCCUUUACUACGGUUACAAAAGAUGUCAGACUGGAGCUCAUGUCUGGUGUCAUGACAUGUUUACAUUUCUGUUUGAUUAGAAAAUGUUGUACUAGAAUUUGCAUGAAUGUUAUGAAUUCUGUAAAAUGCUUUCAUUUCGAGUGUAAUGCGCGAUACCUCAGUCUGUUUCACACGUCCUUAUGACCCACCCAGCUCAGGACCAUGUGUGGGAUUAGCGAUUUAAUUAUAUAUAUAUAUACUGUAAAAUAUGUAUAAAAAGAUUCAAGAAUGUACGUUUCAAGCUUCUCUGUCCUUUCCAUGUGAAGCAGUGAAACUGAUCUCUGUUCAAAGCCAUACUCUAAUCAGUUUGUUUAUUUAUUACACAUCUAUUUUUUUUGUUACACGGUUGGUACGCGUUAAAGGAUGGUGUUCAUGUUCAUGAUGUUCAGUGGCGUUAGACUUUAAUGGUGUUAGACUUUAUAACUCUGAGGAGUUUGUGGCUUUACAGUCAGGGAAUGAAAUAAAAUGUUAGAGUAAUUGGCAAUAAAAAAAAUGGUGUCGUUUAUAAGCAGUCGCAUUGUUGUUGAGAGGAAAAAACACAAAAUAUGUUCGAUUUCAUUCUAUUCUGUUUGUGUAAGAUUUAAAAUGUAAAUGUAAUACAGUACAAAUAAUCUGUAAUAGCACAUGCUGCCUGUUUAAAUACUGUGUGUGAGUGUGUGUGUGAGGUGAGUGUGAAUGCGCGUGUGUGUGUGUGUGUGUGUGUGUGUGUGCAUGAGUGUGUGAAUGAGGUGAGUGUGUGAGUGUGCAUGAGUGUGCAUGAGUGUGC